AUGGAGGUGAAGCAGGAGGUGAUGGAGGUGAAGCAGGAGGUGAUGGAGGUGAAGCAGGAGGUGAUGGAGGUGAAGCAGGAGGUGAUGGAGGUGAAGCAGGAGGUGAUGGAGAUGAAGCAGGAGGUGAUGGAGGUGAAGCAGGAGGUGAUGGAGGUGAUGGAGGUGAAGGAGGUGAAGCAGGAGGUGAUGGAGGUGAUGGAGGUGAAGCAGGAGGUGAUGGAGGUGAAGCAGGAGGUGAUGGAGGUGAAGCAGGAGGUGAUGGAGGUGAUGGAGGUGAAGGAGGUGGUGAUGGAGGUGAUGGAGGUGAAGCAGGAGGUGAUGGCGGUGAAGCAGGAGGUGAUGGAGGUGAAGCAGGAGGUGAUGGAGGUGAUGGAGGUGAAGGAGGUGAAGCAGGAGGUGAUGGAGGUGAUGGAGGUGAAGCAGGAGGUGAUGGAGGUGAAGCAGGAGGUGAUGGAGGUGAAGCAGGAGGUGAUGGAGGUGAAGCAGGAGGUGAUGGAGGUGAAGCAGGAGGUGAAGGAGGUGAAGCAGGAGGUGAUGGAGGUGAAGCAGGAGGUGAUGGAGGUGAAGCAGGAGGUGAUGGAGGUGAAGCAGGACGUGAAGCUGGAGAAAUUAUGA
Messenger RNA from Knipowitschia caucasica, 615 nucleotides. Lineage: Eukaryota; Metazoa; Chordata; Actinopteri; Gobiiformes; Gobiidae. The record is from the annotation of a GenBank genome assembly.